Molecule: messenger RNA, 807 nt
Organism: Diaporthe amygdali
Lineage: Eukaryota; Fungi; Ascomycota; Sordariomycetes; Diaporthales; Diaporthaceae
Exons: 4
Coding region: 1-807 (268 amino acids)
Biological process (GO): mycotoxin biosynthetic process
Source: RefSeq, a predicted model, not a curated record
AUGGAGCCCUCAUACGAUUAUGCCACACUCAAAAAUGUCUGCCUUCAGGAUGACGAGGGCAAACGGAGCGACUCUCUGGACCUCGCGAGAGAUGACUUUGCUGAUGACUUGGUCACGAGGAACUCCAGGCUACACAUCCUGCAACCAAAGAGGGCCCGGCUGAACUCGUGCGGGUUGUGGAUCUUCGUCUUAUUCUUCCUGUUGAGUGUACUAUUAGGCUUGCUUCUGGGGAGAGAGGCCGCACUCCGUCACGAGCAGUACGCCGGUGACCGCAACCAUCUCACACCAGAGUUUUCAAGGAAAUGGGUGGUCUUUCGACCUGACCGCGCCUAUGUGCCCUACAACAGCAGCGACUAUCAGGCGAGUGAAUUUGGGGGCGCACAUUUUGACGACUCUUCCUUCAACCUCGACGAGGCACUCGUACUAUGGGAUCGUCUGCAACGAGACGCCACCAUUCCCAUCUCGCGGCCAGAUCAAUAUGACCUACCCGAGCCCAUCAUCAAGCACGGAAAGUCAGCAUACAUCAUCUCGGCUUUCCAUCAGCUACACUGUCUGGGCUUGAUAUUCGAAGGGUUCCAGAGACUGCAUCAACAUGAAGAGAUGAAGGGUGACAUUGGGCAUUACAGCCACUGUUUCGACUUCCUUCGCCAGGCCAUCAUGUGUGCUGGUGACACAACGCUGGAGGGCGUCCAGCACAGUGAGAACCCCCUAAUUAAGAACACGCAAGGCGCAGAUGGCUGGGGGGCCACGCAUAACUGUCGGAACUGGGACGACAUCAAGACGUGGGCCAAGGAGCGAAGCAUUUGA